Messenger RNA from Crotalus tigris (Tiger rattlesnake), 2679 nucleotides. It is a transcript of the gene SLC35H1, whose product is annotated as solute carrier family 35 member C2. Gene Ontology annotation, biological process: UDP-glucose transmembrane transport. Lineage: Eukaryota; Metazoa; Chordata; Lepidosauria; Squamata; Viperidae. Bases 29 to 1087 code for a protein of 352 amino acids. The transcript is spliced from 9 exons. The record is from RefSeq and is a predicted model, not a curated record. Gene Ontology annotation, cellular component: endoplasmic reticulum-Golgi intermediate compartment; Golgi apparatus; cis-Golgi network. Gene Ontology annotation, molecular function: antiporter activity.
GUGGCCGGGGGCGCUUCUGCCCGGCGCGAUGGCGGCGGCGCGGGCUGCUGCGCGGGCAGCGGGGCUGGUGCUGCUCUACUACGGCUUUUCCAUCGGCAUCACCUUCUACAACAAGUGGCUCAUGCAGAGCUUCGCCUUCCCGCUGUUCAUGACGCUGCUGCAUCUGCUGGUCAUCUUCGCGCUCUCGGGGCUGGCCAGGCGCUGCUCCCGCCGCUGCAGCGCCGCCACCUCGGCCACCGCGGGGCGCGCCCUCCUGCCCUGGCCCGCCUACCUGCGCCAGGUGGCCCCGACAGCGCUGUCCACCGCCCUGGACGUGGGGCUGAGCAACUGGAGCUUCCUCUACAUCACCGUCUCCCUCUACACCAUGACCAAGUCCUCGGCUGUCCUCUUCAUCCUCCUCUUCUCGCUGAUCUUCAAGCUGGAGGAACCGAGAGCCGCCCUGGUGCUGGUGGUCCUGCUCAUCUCCGUGGGGCUCUUCUUGUUCACCUACAAGUCCACCCAGUUUGACACCGAAGGCUUCGUAAUGGUGCUGGGCGCUUCCUUCCUGGGGGGCAUUCGCUGGACACGGACCCAGAUCCUCCUGCAAAAGGACGAGCUGGGACUCCAGAACCCCAUUGACACCAUGUUCCACCUGCAGCCGGCCAUGUUCCUGAGCCUCUUCCCCCUCUUUGCCGUGUUUGAAGGUCUGCCCUUGUCUGCGUCGGAGAAGCUCUUCCGUUUCCAGGAGGUGCACCUGCUGGUGGAUCUGCUGGGGAAGCUGGUCCUGGGGGGGCUGCUGGCCUUCGGGCUGGGCUUCUCCGAGUUUCUCUUGGUCUCCAGGACCUCCAGCCUCACCUUCUCCAUAUCGGGGAUCUUCAAGGAGGUCUGCACCCUGUUCCUGGCCGCUCACCUGAUGGGAGACCAGCUGACGCCGCUGAACUGGCUGGGCUUUGCCGUCUGCUUGCUGGGCAUCUCUCUGCACGUGGCCCUGAAGGCCCUCAGGGGGCCAAAGGGAACGAAGCACCCCGAGGCACCUGGCUCCCCUGCAGACCUGGAGCUCUUGCUGCUGCCGAACUCCCAGGAGGAGGAGGAGGCCCCCCUGCGCUGAUCCCCCCCCGUUGGCAAGCUGGAGGGCGCCUGCUCUGUGGUGUGUGUGGAUUGCGGGCUUCCUAGGGUGGAGCAGAGAUGCUCAGCUUGGGGAAGGGGGAGGGCAGCUAGCAGGGCUGCUUCUGCCCCCCCUCCCUGGGCUGAGAGGGCACCCUCUUUGGGCUUGCCGGGGCCUUGUGCCCCAGACUGGCUGGGCCAGAAGCCGAGAGCCGGGGCCUGCGGAGGCUGCAGCCGCCUGCAGUGGGCCCGCCUUGCUGCCUGGCCCCUCAGAAGCGCCUGCAGAUGGCCAGGGUGGCUGCUCAGGAGGAGGUUUGGGCCCUGCGGUGGAGAGGUGUGGCAGGUCAGAAGAGCCCCAGAGGAGGACGGCCUCCCUUUUCCCCCAUGCCCCCCCUCGGGGCAGGAGUUGCUCUGCCCGUGUCCAGGAGGGCACCUGCAGCAAGAUGCUCCUGAGCGUUCAGGAGGAGGAAGAGGAGGACUCGGAAUGGAAAGGGGAGCCAGGUGGCCGAGCCUGGGUGCAGGGAAGAGCCCCCCCGGAACGUCAGCCAGAUGCUUACUUCAGGGUGGGCUAGAUGAAAGCGCCCACCCGAGUCAGGAAGCAAGGCAGGUGGAGGUGGGUGAAAGGCAGGGCCCCGAUGGGCACGCAGCGAUCACGGGGCCAAAAGAAUGGAGGAGCCCCAGAGCAGAGCAAGGGGGAGGCUCGUAAAGAGCAAAGGCUGCAUCCCAAAGGUGCUUUUUUCAGGAGGCAACUGGGCUUCUUUUGUUUUUCUUUGAAGACGUUUCGCUUCUUAUCCCAGAAGCUUCUUCAGCUCUGACUGGGUGGUGGGGAAGGGUUUAUACUCCUUCCAGACAGCUGGUCAUUUGCCUUCUUUUAGAUAAGAGCCAUUGAGGCCACUUGGAGGUUUACCUGUGUCCUCAGGGUCACCUGAGUAGUGCAAAUGGGAGCGGGUCCUUCCUGGAACUGCUGACAGGACUGUCUUGUGGACCAUUUGCACUACAACGCAGGAGCAAGGAGGGAGAGGAGCAGGUGGAAAAAGUUAAACUGCAACUAUCUGUUCCAGUGCCCACCAAAAUGAGAACUGGGUUUCCCCUCGUCCCCAAAUAAACCACGUUUGCUGUACUGGGGCACUCUUGGGGCACCCAAAUGGCUGAGGGGCAAGUGGGGGGACUGGAAAGCGGAGGAUGGGAAACCAGGGUGCUCUCUUGGGCGCUUCUGGGGGGCUGCCAGGAAGUCAGGGCAUUGUCACUUCAGGUGUCCAGUUUGCCCCAGUAAAAGCCCAGCAGGGUUCCAGGGCCACCAGUGUCACCAUCUCCUGCUGUGGGGCGAGGCUGGUCCAAGUGCUCCGCAUGUGCCCAGGCAGCCAGGGUCAGGCCCAGUGGCAGUGUUCUGACCCAGAACAGGCAGAACUGCCUGACACGAGCCGCAGCCUCCAGCAAUUCCACUUCUCUGGGGGUGAUGGAAGUUUUUCUAAUUCCUUCCUACCAAUUUCUUUUCAAUUCAUCCACAGCAGUUCUGCUCAGGACUGCCGGCAAAGUGCCACUGAUAUUAAAUAUCAAAUUGAUAUUUAAAUUAAAUAUUUAAAUUGAUUGAUGUUA